AUGGAAUCUGUCCUGCCUAUUCAUGUCAGACACCUGAUAUUUGAGGCGGAAGACGAAGCCAACAACAGUGGAGUCGAGUAUUCCGACGUGACCAGCUCUGAAUCCCUCGUGCCUACCCCGGUGAUAACGUCCGAGGACAGUGAAGACACCGAGACCGUCGAACUGAGAGAAAACUACGAGACCGAGCUCAUAUUCAAAUGGACCCUUACUGACCUGAUUCGCCAGAUGAUGUUCGUCUCUGGAGAAACUGCUGAACCAUCUAUCGAAAGCACGACGUUAAUUGAAGACAUUACUCGCCAGCAGGUCAUCGAAAUUGUAAGAUUUGCUCCCACUUGA
Penicillium maclennaniae is the source of this 336-nucleotide messenger RNA. RefSeq names its product transcription initiation factor IID 18kD subunit-domain-containing protein. Lineage: Eukaryota; Fungi; Ascomycota; Eurotiomycetes; Eurotiales; Aspergillaceae. Gene Ontology annotation, molecular function: protein heterodimerization activity. Gene Ontology annotation, biological process: transcription by RNA polymerase II. The coding region runs from base 1 to 336 and encodes 111 amino acids. The record is from RefSeq and is a predicted model, not a curated record. The transcript has a single exon.